Pocillopora meandrina is the source of this 3562-nucleotide messenger RNA. The record is from the annotation of a GenBank genome assembly. Lineage: Eukaryota; Metazoa; Cnidaria; Anthozoa; Scleractinia; Pocilloporidae.
AUGGAAACCUGGUUCUGGAUUCUUGGCUGGUCUCUUUCCAUCUUAACCAUAGCUGGAAAUGGAUCUAUCAUCUUCCUUGUUUGCAGACGGCGGCGGCUUCGAACUAAAAGCAACGCGUUUGUCGUUUCACUUGCUGUGGCGGAUUUCUGUGUUGGGCUGAGUGCUGUUCCCUCACUUUUUGUCUGCGAGAAGACAAAUGGAUGCGAUCCUGAAGCCCCUUUUGCCGACUGGGUGGAUUAUCUAAGGUGGCUGUUUACAUAUGCGUCUGUAACAAACUUAUGUAGUUUAGUCCUGGAUCGCUUCAUUGCUGUUGUGAAGCCUCUCAAAUACUUAUUGUUCAUGACACGCAAACGUGUUUCUCAGUUGAUUUUCCUUUCUUGGUUACUGUCAAUUCUUCUUGUCUGUCCCUAUGUGCUAAUGUGGCUCGUUUUUAACGACAAUCGUUCUCUUUUCUUAAUUUCUUUUUGGAUAUUAAUUAUUUUAGAGAUCCUGUCGUGCUGCAGUCUCAUUUUUUACUUUGGUUCAAUGUUACAUGUUGUUUAUAAACACGAACGAGCCGCUCGUAUCUUAGCAAAACAACUCCGCUUCAAUCAUCGAUAUUUGCGCAAAAACGAGGAGAAGUCCGCUGUGAAAUUGAUGGUCAUUGUUAUUGGCCUGUUUCUUGUUUGUUGUGCAUGCUAUCUGCGAUGUAGUCUUGUAUACAUAAUGAAAGACGGACAACCAUGUAAUGAUAAAAGAUUCAAAUUGCCUCUGUUUGUUUUAAACUCUGCCAUCAACCCAGUUGCUUACGCUUUCUUCAAGAGGGACAUAAAAGAGGAAGUAGAACGACGCAUUAGCUGUGUGAUCUGGAAGAAGAGAAACAAUAUUGAACCACUUAAUGACUCAAGACUUUUUCCAAAUUAAUAGUUUUGAUCAUAAUGUCAGGCACGCAUCUCGUUUAGUACAAAGUAAUGCUGUUAAACCAUAACAAGAUUCACUCUGUAGAGUUAACAGUUUAUGAAAAUCAAACAGAUAUUCCGAGCUAAAAUGAAAAUGAGAUAUUGUUUUGACGUCAACUGGGAUCAGCUGGUUUUCUAGACGAAACUGUCUCUAGUAAACGAGAAACUUUUGAAUUUGCUUUGUUAAACUCUUUAACCCUAAGACUGGCUAGAAUCUAGGAAAUGAUCGCCAACCAAAACAUGUUUUGAUUGAUAAACAAAUUCUCCUUGUCAGUAACAUGGGAAAUACAUUAGGGAGAAUAUUCAUACUAACAGUUAGUGUAGAAGAUUAACUCUGACGGGAAGCAAGACCGAAUGAGAACAAAGGGGGAGUGUUCAUCUGCAGCUGCUAACGUUUUCCAUUAUGAUUUAAACAGACAAAAUGCAAGAAGAAGGUAAACAUUUUGUGCUAGAUAUGUAAUUUUAACAAAGGCAGACAGUAGUUGAUUUGGACUGCACCCCCCACAAUUAGAAUUCGAACGUUCAUACAUGCUACAAGGAAAAAAAUAAUAAACUUCUACAUCUUCAGUGACAGGUGUGUUGUUAUCAGUUGUGAAUUUGUUGUUUUCUAGAUCUAAGAUGACAAAGAGGCAGUUACGAACUGUCCCCUAACUGAUAACUCCUCUGCAAACUGUAACUAUUCUUCUGUUUUUCAUUUCACCCAUGGCCAUCUUUUUACAUUUUGCAGUAAAAUCAAGUUUUUCACACAACAUGGGAAAUUUGUCGCGUAUCAGGUAAUAUGAGCUAAGAAAUGUGCUCUAGCUUUUGUAAGUGUCCUAAAAAAAAUUUAAAAAAUGGCAAAAAAUGAAAACAUAUUACACAGCGUGCACAACUCUUUCAACGUCUGAACAAUUGCAUUAUAACUUUCCUAUCAUCAUUUCAUCAUUAUCAGAUUGAACCAACUUAGUGAUCUCUCCAUCGUUCUUCAUAUCAUAACUGUUAAUUUUAAUUGUAUUUGACACAACAACUGAAGUCCUAAAAAUUUCCUUAAGCUGUCAGAGACAGGUUAUCAAAUCCCAUGGUUGGCUAUCUUUACAGAUUAGUUCCUUACUGUAGUCAUCAAAAAUUAUCAUGCCACCGCGGACAUCAUGUUUACUGUGAUGGUUUCGAGUCUUUUCAGAUAGGAACUGAUGCGAUGAUUUUGAUUAAUAUUCAAAUUCAUGGUUAACGUUAUGAAGGUGUUGUAUUAAUAAUAGAGAGCUUCCUUUUCAAUAUUAAUGACACAGACAUUGUGUCUCUUACAAUGCCAUUUUAUAAAUUCUCUUUCUUACUCUGCUCGUACUGCCUCGUUGUAUAAAUUCAGUCUUAGCUGAGAAUAAACUUAUACAAAAGUUGUUUUUUACAUACCCUGGCAGAAAGACCAUAGCGGAAGAUAUAGCCCUGUAGCUCUCUUUUAACCGUUUCUUAACAGCUGUUAGGCAAGACCAAACUUUAUUCGGGAAUCUACCUUUUCCCGGCAAUGUUUUAUGAUGUGCAUGCAGUAUUCAAAUCUAUCUUUAGACGAAUCAACCAUUUCAGCUUAAAAGAGACGAAGAUCAAUCUUUGGGAAAAAAAUAUGUGUGUUUUAAAGACAGAUUUUUCGUGACAGUUACUUCUCCUCCGGGUAAUUAACAAUUUUCAUAUAGACUGAAAUAAGACGUGAAAAGACACGACAAUUGACGUCAUCAAAAAUUACCAGGUGCUUCAAGGAUUACAGUCUUACAUCAGUUGAUAUCACAGGUCUUUUUUAAAACGGUUUUAUUUGAGUAAAACACUUUUUUGAUUGCUCGAUGGAAACUUGGUUCUGGAUUCUUGGCUGGUCUCUCUCAAUCUUGACCAUAAUCGGAAAUGGAUUCAUCAUCGUCCUUGUUUGCAGCAGAAGGCGUCUUCAAACCAAAACCAACGCGUUUGUCGUCUCACUUGCUGUGGCGGAUUUCUGUGUUGGAUUGAGUACUGUUCCUCCACUUUUUAUCUGCGAGAAGACAAGUGGGUGCAAUCCUGAAGCCCCCUUGGCCAACAGAGUGGAUUAUCUAAGGUGGCUCUUUGGUUAUGCCUCUGUGACAAACUUGUGUUGUUUGGUUAUGGAUCGCUACAUUGCUGUUGUAAAGCCGUUGAAGUACUUAACGGUAAUGAAGCGCCGCCGAGUUUCCCAAAUGAUUUUUUUUUCUUGGGCGAGUUCGAUUGCCAUUAUUAUUCCUUUUGUACUGAAUUGGCUCGUUUUUGAAAACAACCAUUUGCUUUUCUUUCUACCGUUGUGGAUCUAUGUGAUUUUCUUUGAGUUCCUACCGUGUUGCGUGCUAGUCUUUUGUUUUGCGUCAAUGUUACGUGUCGUUUAUAAGCAUGAAAGAGCUGCCCGCAUGUUAGCAAAACAGCUCCACUUCAAUCACCAUUUUUUGUUCAAAAGUGAGGAGAAGUCUGCCGUGAAAAUAAUGGCAGUUGUUAUUGGCUUGUUUCUUUUAGCUUAUUCAUGCUCUUUGCGAUGUAGUCUUGUAUAUCUUUUCUAUACAGAGGAAAUUCUUGUAAUGAUCAAGAAUAUAAAAUACCUCUUCUUGUUUUUAACUCUGCCAUCAACCCAGUUGCCUACGCUCUGUUUAAGAGGGACAUAA